UAAUCAGCAAGUAAGGGGGGAAUCUGGAAAGGCCUAAAGCUAAAAUAGCGUUGGCCUUAGCUCGGGGAAAGGAGUUCCAUCGUCUCCGAUGGGGGGAAUCUGGAAAGGCCUAAGCUAAAGUUGUCUCGAGGGAUCAGGCCGCUCGGUCUCCCAGUUGAAGCCGGCGCGCGCAGCUCCUGAAGAUGGAGAGGAAGGGGGCCUGGUCCCCAGAUCCGGCCGCCGGCGACGAUGGCGAGCCGCCGGGGGCUGAAUUCGAGGUGUUCCUGAACUUCAGAGGACCGGACACUCGCAACAGCUUCACAGACUGCCUCUACCACGCCUUGGACAGAGCCGGAGUCCGAGUCUUUAGGGAUGAGGAGGAGAUCCCCAAAGGCGAGGAGAUCGGACGCGAGCUCCGGCGCGCCAUCGACAACUCCGAGGUCUACGUGACCGUCUUCUCCAGAGACUACGCAUCCAGUGCGUGGUGUCUCCGCGAGCUUGCGCGCAUCGCGAAGAGAUCCAGAGGACCGAGCGGCAAAGUGAUCUUCCCUAUUUUCUUCGACGUGGGUGCUCAAGACGUUAAGCUACGGACUGGACUGUACGACUAGGCCUUGAAAAAGCAUGAGGAUCGGUUCCGCUGCGAUGUGGUGCAGCGGUGGAAGGAUGCUCUGAUAGAGGUCGCUCAUAUCGACGGAUGGGAUUUGAAGAACAAAGGGCAAGGUGCAGUUAUCAAUCAUAUUGUCGAUGAGGUUCUGACCAGACUGAACAAAAGGCUGAGAAAUUUGCCCGACCAUCUAGUUGGAAUUCAUGAUCAUUUGGAGGAAAUGA
Molecule: messenger RNA, 807 nt
Organism: Eucalyptus grandis
Lineage: Eukaryota; Viridiplantae; Streptophyta; Magnoliopsida; Myrtales; Myrtaceae
Product: TIR-only protein-like
Exons: 2
Coding region: 183-587 (134 amino acids)
Biological process (GO): signal transduction
Source: RefSeq, a predicted model, not a curated record